CCUUCUUACAUAAACCACCUCCCUCCCUCCCUCCCUCCCUCCCUCAUUCACACCGAUACAUUUCACAAACAAUAGAACACCAAAAACUUCUAAUCGAAUCCGUGGCGGAAAAUGAAAUAGAGUUUGAUUAUAUAUAUCAUUGUGACAAUGAAUAUCUUCUUCCUAUGGAUUCAUUGUUGUUGCGUAUCUUAAAAAGGUAUUAUCUGGGCUCAAUUGCAUCUGAUUCCUAUUAAGGCUUAUUCUUGUUGUGAGAGUUGGAUGUAAUUAGAAAGGAGAAAAAAAAAAUUUGAAUCGGAAGCAAAUGUAUAUUUCACGGAUAGGUUUGAGUCGAAGUUUCCCGCCGCUUUCAGGGGGAUAUAGUGAAAUUCUAGGGUUAGGGUUGGAUAUCGUCUUUCUCUAGCCUCUUCUUUGCUUUUGGUCUAGAGAUUAGGGAUCUCAAAUUGCCGGUGAAUCAAUGGCUAAUUGGGAGAUCUGGGACUUAGGCGAUUGACCUCCUUAAUAUAGAUUCAAAUCAGAUUCGAUUUUGUGAAAUGAGAGGCUCGAUUCUCACCGUUUUGUCAAUGGAGAAUCAUCAUCAUCAUCCUUCAACGCACUUGUCCAUGGACUCUACCGGCUCCUCCUCUCACGAAGAACUCGAUCUCGAGAUGAUGAACAACAACGGUAACCGCCAGAUCACUCUCUACAACCCGCCAGACAUCAACCUCCCCUUGUCCGUAGGACGAAGCUGCUCCAUGUCUUGGAACUUGGACAACAUUUUGGACGUUGGUCUCAGCUCCCAUGUCUACGAGACCACCACCACCACCGAGACGUUCCUCAACGUCGUGGUCCCCAGUAAAGUCAGUAAAAAAUGCUUGAAACGUGGAGAUAGCAUGUGGGGAGCUUGGUUCUUCUUCAGCUUCUACUUCAGACCGGCCUUGAACGACAAGUCAAAGUCUAAAGUCGUUAGAGAAACUGGUAACGUAGGAGGAGGAGGAGGGUGUUUUAGUGGUUUUGAUAAAUCUGAUCUCAAGCUUGAUGUGUUUCUUGUUCAGCAUGAUAUGGAGAACAUGUACAUGUGGGCUUUUAAGGAUAAGCCCGAGAACGCUCUCGGGAAAAUGCAGCUGAGGAGCUAUAUGAAUGGACACUCGCGUCAAGGCGAGCGUCCGUUUCCCUUCAGCGCGGAGAGAGGGUUUGUUAGGUCUCACAGGAUGCAGAGGAAGCAUUACAGGGGACUCUCUAACCCUCAGUGUCUUCACGGGAUCGAGUUCGUGGCGUCCCCGAGUCUCUUGUGCGUCAGCGAGGAAGAUAAGAAGAGGUGGUUGGAGCUGACGGGUCGAGAUUUGAAGUUCACUAUCCCUCCUGAUGCUAGUGACUUCGGUUCCUGGAGAAACCUUCCCAACACGGACUUCGAGCUGCCUCAUGUUACAAAACAGGGUUUGAAUUGCGCUAAGAAGAUCCUUAACGGUUCGGGAUUGCAUUUAACAAGCAAUGCUUCUUUCAGCAGCAAUGGUGACUCAUCAGAUCAAUCUCCAGGAGGAGGAGGAGGAGGGAACAGUAAUAAGAAGAGGAAAGAGUUCUUAUCUCCUGGAAGCAGCGAAGAAGAAUGUUGCUUGACUGUUGUUAACAACCAUGCCAAGGACCCGCCCGGUUGGGCUAACGACUUCACUGGAGUGAUGAAGAACGUUCACGGGCCUCCCACUGCUGCCAAAACCAUCUACGAAGACGAAGAAGCUUACCUGGUCGUGGUAACUUUACCGUUUGUGGAUUUGAACAGCGUGAAGGUCUCAUGGAGGAACGGUAUCACGAACGGAAUCGUUAAGGUCACGGGGUCAAGCACGUCGAGGGCUCCUUUAGUGAAGAGGAGAGAGCGUACUUUCAAGCUGGUUGUUGAUCAGACGGCUGAGCAUUGUCCUCCGGGGGAGUUCAUGAGGGAGAUACAGUUGCCAAAUCGGAUUCCGGAGGAAGCCAACAUCGAAGCAUAUUUUGAUGGGACAGGACCGGUUCUUGAGAUCCUGGUGCCGAAAUUGAAGGGAGGAGUGGAGGAAGAACACGAGGUUAGAGUUUGUCUAAGGCCGCACCACCUUGGAGGAGUUAGUUGAGGUUAAGUUGACCUGAUGAAAGAUGUAACCAUGUUUUUAUUUAUGUAUUUGUAGAAAAGAUCAUAUUGUACAAUGGGAAAAAUAAGCCAAAGCAGAAGUGUAAUCCUAAGUGUAACCCUAUUGAGAUUUUCUUUUAUUU
This is a messenger RNA of Raphanus sativus (radish), 2217 nucleotides long. RefSeq lists its product as uncharacterized. NCBI's taxonomy places the organism in Eukaryota, Viridiplantae, Streptophyta, Magnoliopsida, Brassicales, Brassicaceae. The coding region runs from base 531 to 2078 and encodes 515 amino acids. The record is from RefSeq and is a predicted model, not a curated record. The transcript has a single exon.